This is a messenger RNA of Dromiciops gliroides (monito del monte), 1890 nucleotides long. RefSeq names its product probable polypeptide N-acetylgalactosaminyltransferase 8. The transcript has 11 exons. Bases 1 to 1890 code for a protein of 629 amino acids. Gene Ontology annotation, cellular component: Golgi apparatus. The record is from RefSeq and is a predicted model, not a curated record. NCBI's taxonomy places the organism in Eukaryota, Metazoa, Chordata, Mammalia, Microbiotheria, Microbiotheriidae.
AUGGGUCUACUCUUUUCCUUCUUGGUCAUCCUGGUGCUUUUUAUCAUUGGCAUCAUCCAAAAGCUCAAUACAGAAAAACCCCAAGGGAAGUAUACUUUAUCUCCUUCUGUGUCAGACAGUGAAGAAAUAGAACAUCAAUCUCCUUGGAAAAUGACUCUGUACAAUCUUGAGGAUUCCACAGGGCACACCAGGAGGCAAAAAGAGAUGAAGCAGCCAGAGACUGUUACCAAGGCAUCAAGAAGACUAGAAGAUGACAGAACACAGGCCCCUGUAGCACCAGAAACUAGGGCUCAGGAGGAAGUAGAACACAAGCCACCAAAAAAAGUUUUCCCAAACUCAGUUCUUUUCCAACACUGGGGUGAAGGCUUGACUGAAUCCCAACAGGUGUUGGCCCAGGAACUUUUCAUUCAGUUUGGAUACAAUGUGUACCUGAGCAACCAGCUGCCUCUCAAUCGCUCUACUAAAGACUUUCGAAGCCCCAGGUGUCUUGAGAAGCAAUAUCCCCGCCAACUCCCAACCCUCAGUGUCAUUCUCACAUUGAUGAAUGAAGCCAUGUCUGUUAUCCAUAGAGCAAUCAUCAGUAUCAUCAGUAAGACCCCUUCUCACUUGCUUAAGGAGAUCAUCCUGGUAGAUGACUUUAGUUCAAAUGAGGAGCUCAAGAGCGAUUUGAACAAACAGAUCCAGCUUUACAAAAAGAAGUAUCCCACACUACUGAAACUAAUACGUCAUACCAAAAGAAGAGGCCUUACGCAGGCUCGCCUCUCUGGCUAUCAAGCUGCCACAGCAGAUGUGGUUGCCAUCUUGGAUGCUCAUGUGGAAGUCAACACUGGAUGGGCAGAACCCAUCUUAGCUCGGAUCAAAGAAGACCGCACUGUGAUUGUAUCACCAAUAUUGGACAAAAUUUCUUUUGAUACCUUAGAAUUGCAUCAAUAUUCAAUGGCUCCCAUUGGUUUUGACUGGGAACUCUGGUGCCUCUUUGAUUAUAUGCCAAUGGACUGGUUUUUCCUGAAAGAUGAAACUGCACCUGUGAAGAGUCCUUCGGUCAUGGGUGUCUUUGCUGCAAACAGAUUGUUCUUGAGAAUGAUUGGGUCCCUGGAUGCUGGCAUGAUGAUCUAUGGGGGAGAGAAUGUGGAGCUGGCCCUGAGGGUAUGGCAGUGUGGGGGGAAGAUUGAAAUCUUACCCUGUUCCCGGAUUGCUCACCUAAAUCGAGCCACCAAGCCCUAUGCCUCCAAUUUGAAGUUAUUCAUGAAACGCAAUGCUCUUCGUGUGGCUGAAGUCUGGAUGGAUGAAUACAAAUACAUGGUCUACUUCUCUUGGAAUCUGCCUCUGGAGAACCAUGGAGUUGACUAUGGAGACGUGUCUUCUAGAAAAAAGCUACGAAAAAAACUCAAGUGCAGAAGCUUUGACUGGUACCUCAAAAAUGUUUACCCAUCUCUGAAUCCUAUUCCCAACAUUGUUGCCUAUGGAAUGCUGAGAAAUUCUUUAAAUGGGAACCUCUGCAUUGACCAAGGACCUCAGCAAGAAACCACUCCGAUCAUGUUUUACUGCCAUGGACAUGAAUCACAGAUUGUAUUUUACUCUCUGACUGGACAGCUGUAUCUGGGGAAGAGAUAUGAAAAAUGGCAUGCAUAUUUCCAAUGCCUGGUGGACUUUGGAGAAGGACGGGGGCCAAAAUUAGUGUCAUGCUCUGAAGCAGCUGAAAAGGGGAUGCACAUAUUUUGGGAUUUUAAACAGGGGGCAGCUAUCAUCAACAGAAACACCAAGAGGUGCAUGGAGAUCAAGAAGGGCCCUUCAGAAUCCUACAUUCUAAUCUUCCAGGAAUGUACUGGGCAAUCAUGGAACAUCCAACAUACUGUCAAAAACCAGGGAAUCCCAGAAGCCUUUGGUUAA